This is a messenger RNA of Artibeus jamaicensis (Jamaican fruit-eating bat), 710 nucleotides long. It is a transcript of the gene LTC4S, whose product is annotated as leukotriene C4 synthase. The record is from RefSeq and is a predicted model, not a curated record. The coding region runs from base 189 to 641 and encodes 150 amino acids. NCBI's taxonomy places the organism in Eukaryota, Metazoa, Chordata, Mammalia, Chiroptera, Phyllostomidae. Gene Ontology annotation, molecular function: leukotriene-C4 synthase activity; enzyme activator activity; glutathione peroxidase activity. The transcript is spliced from 5 exons. Gene Ontology annotation, cellular component: nuclear envelope; endoplasmic reticulum; membrane. Gene Ontology annotation, biological process: leukotriene biosynthetic process.
GGCUCCCUGCCUCUCUCUGGCCGUGGUCACGCCCUGCCCCUCAACCCCCUCCAUCUUGAAGGGGCGGGAGAAUAGGCUGCUUCUCCUCUCCUGGGCCAUCCUCUGAGCGGCAGCUAGGCCGGGGCUGAUAAGAGCUUGCAGCUACCCCCUUCCACACCUGCUGGCCCAACAAAGCCACCGGCACCACCAUGAAGGACGAAGUGGCUCUUCUGGCCACUGUCACCCUCCUGGGAGUCCUGUUGCAAGCCUACUUCUCCCUGCAGGUAAUCUCGGCGCGCAGGGCCUUCCGCGUGUCGCCGCCGCUGACCACCGGCCCACCAGAGUUCGAGCGCAUAUACAGAGCCCAAGUGAACUGCAGCGAGUACUUCCCUCUGUUCCUGGCCACGCUCUGGGUGGCCGGCGUCUUCUUCCACGAAGGUGCAGCAGCGCUGUGCGGCCUAGCUUACUUGUUUGCGCGCCUCCGCUACUUUCAGGGCUACGCACGCUCGUCACAGGAAAGGCUUUCCCCGCUGUACGCAAGUGCACACGCACUCUGGCUGCUGGUGGCGCUGGCGGCGCUCGGUCUGCUAGUCCACUUCCUCCCAGCCUCGCUGCGCUCCGCACUCCUGGACAACAUCGGGACACUGCUGCCCAGCGCCUGAGGCCGAGGACCCGGGGUCUGCAGGGCUGGAAGGGAGCUGGGCCGUCUGGGGAACGGGGGGGGGGGGGGG